AUGCGCAAAUGCGGAUGUUCAAUCUCGUUUGAGCCUCCUCCCAGAAGGAGUGGAAGCUGCAGGUACAGCUUGAAGCCGGGUCAGGUCAAUUGCGAGCUUCGAGAUGGCUCUCAAAGAAGAGCUGAGUCCAACGGUCGGAGCGUCAGAAAGGCUCGAGUCUGCGGUGCGUCGACAUCAACAACUCAUCACGAUCCAACUGGCCGGGACAAAAAAGGCGACUGGAGCGCCGUGUUUAAUGAACUCGUAUGA
Protopolystoma xenopodis is the source of this 249-nucleotide messenger RNA. NCBI's taxonomy places the organism in Eukaryota, Metazoa, Platyhelminthes, Monogenea, Polystomatidea, Polystomatidae. The record is from the annotation of a GenBank genome assembly.